AUUAAUUAAUUAAUUUAUUUAUUAAAGACAUUUUUAAUUAUUUUUGAGACACAAUGGAUGGAACCAAAGAAGAAUUAGUUAGUUUAAAACCCUUAACACAUAAAAUUGAUAUACAACAAUUAAAAAACAGCGAUGUGAUAUUAAAUCAUAGCAAAAGUGGUAGUGUUAAAUUCUUAUGUAGUGGAAAAUUAUUACAAAUUUUAGCAACAAUAUUUGGUGCCUUAGCAACAUUUACAACUGGUCAAUUAAUGGGAUGGGUGUCACCAUCAGUACCAAUAUUACAAAGUGCAGAAUCACCUAUACCUGGUGGUGUAACGAGUUCGCAAGCAUCAUGGAUUGCCAGUAUGGUUAUGGUAGGCAAUAUGGUGGCCGUACCGUGGGUAGCAUUUACUGUUGAUAUUAUUGGACGAAAAAAAGCAAUAUUAUUAAGUUCACUGCCUGUUUUCAUUUCAUGGUUUUUAAUUUAUCAGGCAACCUCAGUAGAAAUGUUAUACCUUGCAAGAUUUGUCGGUGGAAUUGGUGAAACCUAUGGAAAAGCAACAAUGUUCAUGUACGUUGGUGAAAUAUCCGAAGCAAGUAUUCGAGGUGCACUUGGCUCAAUUUUAGUAUGUACAUUGAAUUUAGGUAUAUUUUACGAGUACGCAUUUGGACCAUAUGUAUCAUAUCAGUCAUUAGCGUGGAUAUCAGGAUUAGUACCAUUAUUACUUCUGGCAACAUUUGUAUGGAUGCCAGAAUCACCAUAUUAUUAUGUACUACAAAAUAAAACCGCACACGCACGUAGAGCCUUAAUUCGAUUACGUGGUACGAAUGAUGUGGACAGUGAAAUGCGUGAAAUACGUGGUAUGAUUGAUCAACGUUUAGGAUACAUGGAAGGAUUCAGAGAACUAUUUGGCAAUCGUAUUAAUUUAAAAUGUUGGUUGCUAAUGUGUGGUUGUUUUUUCUCACAAGAAUUAAGUGGAAUUACACCAAAUAUAAUGUAUGCAAAAACUAUAUUAGAAGAUUGUCAUUUAGGAGGUAUUCCACCAGAAUUAGCACCAAUUUUUAUACCAUUUUUGAAAAUUAUUGCAACAUUAUUAACAAUGGUACUUGUGGAUAAAACGGGACGACGUCCAUUAUUUAUGAUCUCAACUAGUUCAUGCUCAUUUGCCAUGGCAUCAAUGAGUAUAUUCUUUUAUUGUAAAGCAUACACGGAUUAUGAUUUAUCAUCAUACGAAUGGAUUCCACUAACCAUGAUGUUAUUCUUUAAUGUAAUGUUCAUAUUUGGUUUAGGUUGUUUACCAUUUAUCAUGAUUGGUGAAUUGUUCCCAUCGAAUAUUAAAGCUAUUGCUGUCUGUUUAACAGCAUUAUGUGGCCCAUUAUCAUCUGUGGUUGCUACAAAAAUGUUCCAAAUAUUAAGUGAUAAUUUUGGUGGUGUACAUGUAUCGUUUGGUGCAUAUUCAAUAUGUUGUUUAAUUAGUUUUGUAUUUGUUACCACUAUGUUACCAGAAACUAAAAAUAGAACUUUAGCUGAAAUUCAACAAUCUUUAAAGAAAUAAAUUGAUAAUAUUUAUCAA
Molecule: messenger RNA, 1553 nt
Organism: Chrysoperla carnea
Lineage: Eukaryota; Metazoa; Arthropoda; Insecta; Neuroptera; Chrysopidae
Product: facilitated trehalose transporter Tret1-2 homolog
Exons: 3
Coding region: 54-1535 (493 amino acids)
Biological process (GO): transmembrane transport
Cellular component (GO): membrane
Molecular function (GO): transmembrane transporter activity
Source: RefSeq, a predicted model, not a curated record